UUCAAGAAGCUUCAGUUUUCCUGAUCUUAAAGGGAAACACGCUUGACAAUGAAACACUGAAGGACAUGGCCGAGGUGUACAUGACCAAUACCAUUGCACCUCUGCUGCUCAGCCAGGCAUUCCUGCCACUGCUGAAGAAGGCAGCCCAGGGGAGCCCAGGCUCAGGGAUGAGCUGCAGCAAAGCAGCCAUUGCCAACAUUUCCAGCACUGUGGGUUCAAUCAAAGAAGUCUAUUUAUGGGAAGGUGUGCAAGCUGUCUGUUACCGCUGCAGCAAGGCUGCCCAGAACAUGCUCACCAGGUGCCAGUCCAUGGGGUACCGGGAACACGGCAUCCUUUGCGUUGCUCUCCAUCCCGGAUGGGUGCAAACAGAAAUGGGCAAAGAAGGAGGAGCUGAGGUAGGAGCUUCCCCACAUUGGGUCCAUGCACAGCCUGUGCUGGUCUCCCACGGAGGCUGCUGUCUCCCGGAGCCCUCAAGGGCUCGGGGCUGAACCUCCUCAUCAACAACGCUGGGAUCGUAAGGGCAAACACACUUGACAAUGAAACACUGAAGGACAUGGCCGAGGUGUACAUGAC
Messenger RNA from Centrocercus urophasianus (Greater sage-grouse), 573 nucleotides. Its product is annotated as C-factor-like. The record is from RefSeq and is a predicted model, not a curated record. Bases 66 to 488 code for a protein of 140 amino acids. NCBI's taxonomy places the organism in Eukaryota, Metazoa, Chordata, Aves, Galliformes, Phasianidae. The transcript is spliced from 3 exons.